Messenger RNA from Nerophis lumbriciformis (worm pipefish), 2910 nucleotides. Lineage: Eukaryota; Metazoa; Chordata; Actinopteri; Syngnathiformes; Syngnathidae. The record is from RefSeq and is a predicted model, not a curated record.
AUGAUCACCACGUUUUUUCCUGUGAAAAAACUGCGGAGGAAAAGCAAAUGUGUCCUUUUCGGUGCUAUUCUGCUGGUCGCAGCGGUGGCCGUCUACCACGAGAUGGUUGCGGCCAAGGCUUGGAGCGAGGGCACCGGUUCCAAUCCAGAUGAUGGCAUUAGAUGGCGGGGCAACAUGUUUAACAAAAGGGUCGUCGCAGGCCAUCCACUGGAGAAUUACAGAUUUGUGCCGCAAGCCUGGAUACCAGAGUAUAAAGGCCAUGCCAAUUUGCAUGUGUUUGAGGACUGGUGUGGCGGCUCCACGGACAGGUUGCGCCUGAACUUGCACUACCCGCUAUACCCUCAUUCCAGGACCACAGUAAGGAAGCUGGCUGUUUCUCCACAGUGGACCAACUAUGGGCUCCGGAUCUUUGGUUACUUACAUCCGUAUACCAACGGAGAGUUUGUGUUCGCCUUGAGUUCUGACGACAACUCGGAAUUCUGGCUCAGCACGGACGAUUCUCCAUCUAAUCUGCAGUUACUUGCAUGGGUUGGAAAGACCGGAUCUGAGUGGACAGCCCCCGGAGAGUUUGAGAAGUAUGCCAGUCAGAUCUCCACAGCAACUCAGCUUUCUGCUCAGAAGAGGUACUUUUUCGAGCUGAUCCACAAGCAGAAUGACCGAGGCACUGACCACGUGGAAGUGGCUUGGAAGCUGUUGGAUGAGGACUUUAGGUUUAUGGUCAUUGAGUCCAAGUACAUCUCCCUCUAUGUUAAUGAAUCGGCAUUUCUAAUGAGUGACGUUGCUCACAUACCGCAGACGGCCGCAAGCCACCGACGUCCCACUCCACCGAAACAGGGCGCUACCGCUCCAGACUUACUGAGAGAAGACCCACGAGAUGUUCUGCACCAAGUGCCUCUGAUAGGCGGCAGUUUCCUCCGAGGUGUUCUGCCCGACUGCUCUUACAAGCCAAGCUACACCAUCAAAGACUUCCCACUAACUCGUUACCAGGGUCUCCAGUUUGUCCACAUGUCCUACAUAUAUCCCAAUGACUAUACACGUCUGACACACAUGGAGAAAGAGGACAGCUGCUUCUAUCCAGAGAACCCCAAUUACAUGAAGAUGUUUGGGUUUUCGCAAUACAUGAGACUUGAUCGACCUGACGAACUGGAACAGGAAAACCCAGCUCUUGACUACAGCUUUAAGAGGAGAAAGUCUGUCCUAGAGGAGGAUAAUGACGAGUUUGGCAAGGACGCGUUUCCUGGCAAGAUGAAGGCAAAAGCUGCCCGUCAGAGGAAUAACAAUCGUUUCAGUGAUUACGGAGAUGAUUACGACGAUUACGCCAUGAAACGGCGGCGCAAACUCUUCUCCUUGGCUUUGAAAGAUUUUAAUGAAACCUUGAAGAAGUCACUUAACACCAAUAGAGAAGUUGGACUUCAACAGAAGAAAGUAGCGGGCACUUCAAAUUUGGCGGCCAUGCAAAGCUCCAAGCAGAAGAAGCAACCAGCAGUCAAACCAGAAGUGCCUGUUAAAAUAGCAUCAAAUGAAAAACCAAACGUAAAGCCAAAAUCUGCAAAGGGACCAGCAUUUAAAUCAGCUGAAAAAACUAAACAGCUCCAGCCACUCCUAACUAGAAAAAAGCCUGUUACAAAGCAAAUCAACUCCAAAUGGAGGGCUAUUAACUUAAACCAAACCCACUCCCGGAUGAGUAAAGGGUCACUUCAGCCUAUCAACGCUGAUGCUCCAACACCUGCUCCUACUCAGGUCGCAAAACUGGGGGAGAGUAGGAGAGAUAGCAGAGAGAGCGAUCCUGAUGCUUUUUGGGAACCAGAGGGAGAUUUAGAUGAUGAGGAGCUCAACCCAGAACCCGCGUUUGACAUCGAAGUGGACUGGAGCCAGACCUUCCAGAUCAAUCAUGUAGACUUGCAGGCCAUAAGGUCUGAUUGGAUCGACCUGCACUGCAACAUCUCGGGGAACCUGCUGCUGCACUCUGGUGAUGCACUUUCCAUCGCGAAAGCUUUUGUGGCCCAACUCAACAAGAAGCAUCAAGACUACUUCACACUGGUCCGCGUGGUUAAUGUGGAGAAGCGUGUCGACGGCAUUCAAGGCAGCCGUUACCUCCUAGAACUGGAGCUGAAGGACGCCAAGGGCCAGCUCCUGCGCCUGUCUAACUACAUCUAUGCACUAAUUCGCCGCAACGGUCACCCGCGCAGUGAGGACUUUGGAUUUCGGCAGCAAAAACCUCAGCUGGUGUUGUGCAACCCGGUCGGCUUCCACUGGAACCCUGUGGUCAUGAUCCAUUUCAUAGUGCCGGUGAAAAACCAGGCCCGGUGGGUGCAGCAGCUCAUUGAUGACAUGGCAGGAUUGUUCAAGGCGACUGGGGACACCAACUUUAACCUCAUCAUCACAGACUACAACAGCACUGACAUGGACGUGAGGGCAGCCCUCAAGAUGUCUUCUUUGCCUAGGUACCAGUAUGUGAAGCUGAGUGGAAACUUUGAGCGAUCUGCUGGCCUCCAAGCAGGCAUCGACCUAAUAAAUGAUGACCACAGUAUUGUGUUUCUUUGCGACCUCCACAUCCAAUUCCCUCCUUCCAUCAUGGAUAGCAUUCGGAAACACUGCGUGGAGGGAUUUAUGGCCUUUGCUCCUAUUGUCAUGAGGCUAGAUUGUGGGGCCACACCCUUGGAAGGCAGAGGUUACUGGGAAGUGAACGGCUUUGGCUUACUGGGCAUCUACAAAUCUGACCUCGAUGCAGUGGGAGGAAUGAACACCAAGGAGUUCACUAAUCGCUGGGGAGGAGAAGACUGGGAACUCCUUGACCGGAUCCUUCAAGCUGGACUGGAGGUAGAGCGGAUCUACUUGCGUAACUUCUUUCACCAUUACCACUCCAAGCGUGGAAUGUGGAACCGUCGUGUGUCGCCCACAUCAAGUUGA